Anopheles maculipalpis is the source of this 3752-nucleotide messenger RNA. RefSeq lists its product as uncharacterized. Gene Ontology annotation, biological process: monocarboxylic acid transport; transmembrane transport. The coding region runs from base 375 to 3752 and encodes 1125 amino acids. The transcript has 7 exons. Gene Ontology annotation, molecular function: monocarboxylic acid transmembrane transporter activity. NCBI's taxonomy places the organism in Eukaryota, Metazoa, Arthropoda, Insecta, Diptera, Culicidae. The record is from RefSeq and is a predicted model, not a curated record.
GAGCCAAUUCUCGCUGACGGUUAGUCUACGCCACCAACGUACCCACCCGAGGACACCGGACCGUUCAGCUUCACCCAAUUCCAACACCAGUUAAGGAUGUGCCAGUUCAGAGUUUUCUAGCAUCGUUCUACAGCGAAAGAAAAGUUUGAAUUCAACGCAUCGUACGGUAUAGUAUACGGAUAAAACCGCAUGGACGCCUUUUCAACGAAACGUAGGCAACAUUACGCAACUGGCGGUGACUUUCACUCACCCACACCAUAUUCUAAACAAGCGCAGCGAAGGAGAAAUAUUUUUUCCGAACAAGAGGUGUUCCGCAUGCUUGCCCCCCAACUAGAUCCAUUAGCGAGGCGUCACGAUCGCCAUAAUCGGGAAGAAUGGAUAUUAUCAGAGCGCCUGGAAAUAUUAAUAUUAAUGGUAACGACAGCGGCGGCAGCAGUAGCCUGGAGCCGCUGUUACGCAGCCCCCAAGGGGCCAAGUCAAAGGACAAUAAUGGUGGGAGCGGCCUGCGGCAGCACAACUUUCCCGACGAUCGACAACCGCAGGGUGGAAAGAAUGGCCUAAAGGGUUCGGCUACGCCCGGUUCGUCGGUGACAACGCCGCACCGUCAAACUCCACCCCAGUGCCCGUCGACCGAUUCGGGCAACAGUUCCUGUGUGAGCAGCGGUAGCAAUGGUGUCGGUAGCAGUGUUGGUGGUAGUAGUGCUAGUGCUUCCGGUGUUGGUGGUGGUGUAGUGGAUGAUCCAGAAACUCAAAAACCGCACCGUCCCUCACGAUCAUCGUCCGCAUCGUCACUCAAAUCGAAUCGCAAUAUUUACGUGAACAGAACCUACGAUGUUGACGAUGCAGGACGGGAGGACGGUGCAGCAGUUCGUGCGGCUGCCGAUACCGGUUCGGCAGUUUCGAUUUCGAUCGAUGAAGGCAUUGACGUGAAUGUGUGUGUCGCGACACGUGGUGAGGGUGGUCCAGUUGCUAGUGAUGAGCAGGGCAACCAGGAAGAGGAAGAAAUAAAACCUUUGCUGGAGGUUACGAACGAACGGCGCAAGACGAAGAGCAUCGUCAAGAGUCCGUCAAGUCAAAGCAUUGGUGGGGAGAAACCGGUACGCCAGCUUAGCCUGCAGUUCUCCCAACCGGAGUCGGUAAUAGUGGCCGAACGUCCGGUACAUCAUGUGCAGUUCAGUAACGGAAGCAGGUACACAAACGUUACCGGAGGUGACGGUGGAGAACGGACGGCUCUCGUCGGUGGAACAUACGCCACUCAUCAGGGGCUUGGUACGAACGCGAUGGAAGCUCAGUGUUCGAGUCCGGUUGGAAGCAUCCUGUCGCACGGUUCAGCAGGUUCAUCAUCCUCAUCCGGUUCCUCAUCGUCAUCGUCGUCGAACGAGAACAGUUCGCUGGGUGCGUACGCUGAGGCACGUCCGCCGGAUGGUGGUUGGGGAUGGGUAGUUUGUUUCGCAUCCUUUAUGGUAAACCUAAUUGCGGACGGUGUAACGUUCAGUUUUGGCGUGAUGUACAUCGAACUGCUGUCCUACUUUGGAGAAGGCAAAGGAAAGACGGCCUGGGUUGGAUCGUUGUUUAUGGCGAUGCCGUUGCUGUGUGGUCCGGUUGCAUCGUUCCUUACCGAUCGGUACGGUUGCCGGAAGGUAACGAUCAUCGGCUCGAUAAUGGCAUCGAUCGGAUUUGCGCUGUCCGCGUACGCUACCUCGAUCGAGAUGCUGUACCUCACGUUCGGCAUACUGUCCGGGUUCGGGCUUAGUCUGUGCUAUGUCGCUGCGGUCGUUAUCGUUGCGUACUACUUCGACAAAAAGCGCUCCUUCGCCACGGGCCUGUCGGUGUGUGGCAGUGGCAUUGGGACGUUUGUGUUUGCCUCGCUGACGCAGGUCCUGCUAGACGAGUACGGAUGGCGCGGUACGACUCUUAUCCUUGCGGGCGUCUUUCUCAACAUGUGCCUGUGCGGAUUGCUGAUGCGUGAUCUCGAAUGGACGACACACAAGUCGAAGCAGAAGCGUCGUAAGCAGCAGCAACAGCAAGCCGAUUCGGUGAGCAACAGUACGAAUACGGCCGGUGGUAACACGAGCGUGCUGAUGGGCAAUGGAGGAAUCAUCGAUGGUGUACCGAUUGGUGGCGUGAUCGGUGGUAAUGGUGGACUGGUAGAUGCAGCCAACGAUCAUGUCUGCGAUCUGGACGAUCCACGCCUUUUCAGCUCAUUGAUCACACUGCCAACGUUUCUGCAAAAUGGCAGCGGUCAGGAUAAGAUCACACUGGAGGUGUUGGCUAUGCUAAGCAAGCAGCACAACAUGCACGAUCACCACGUGCUACAGAGUCUACCGACCGCCCGGAUGAGCAGUUCGCGUAGCUUCAGUCAACCGAUGUCACCGCAGAGUGGUGAUAAUUUGACCGAUGUUAGGGAAGAGCAGGAACAGCAAGCGAAUGCCGCAAAGGAAAAGGACACAACGACACCAUCGGCGGAAGACACCCACGACGAUAAAGGGCAGGAAGUGUUGGCAAACGAUGAUGGCAGCACGGUGGUGGUGCAGCAGCCGUCGCGUCACCGAGCAGCCGGCGGUCAGCGGUCCGGUGCAAGGGGACGGAAUGGGGCUGCCACCGAUGCCGACGGCACCUCGUACGAACCGGGCACCGCAUUGCCGCCCGUGUUCCUGCGGCGGGUGCACAGCCACAGCACGCGCGGUACGGCCCCGCCGGCCGCGGGGCCACCCGCCGCGACCGCUUCCUACCUAAAGGAUUUGCGGAUGCACCGCCAUUCGCUAACGUACCGCGGUGCUAUGCUGAACAUUCAGCGCUACCGGCUGCGGGCCUCCUCCUGCCCGGACAUCUACCGCAACUCGAUGACGACGAUCGCGAAGGAGAAGUCCGCCUGGUACCAGGGCGUGGAGGAGUUCCGAACACUGCUGGUCAGUAUUCUGGACUUCUCCUACUUCUCGGACGUGCACUAUUUGCUGUUUGCCAUCUCGAACUUUCUGCUCUACACGUUCUACGACGUACCGUACGUUUAUCUGGGUGACAAUGCGUCCCAGAUAGGCUUUUCCCACGCCCAGUCAUCGAUGCUGAUCGCAAUCAUCGGCAUACUGAAUAUGGUUGGCGAGGUGGUACUCGGCUGGAUGGGCGAUAGGAAAUCGGUGAACGCCAACUACACGUAUGCCAUCUGUAUGGCUCUCUGCGGAUUGGUGACUGCGCUAGUGCCACUGUUCAAAGAUUACACGAGUCUAUCCGUAUUGGCUGGUGGAUUUGGACUGUUUAUAGCAGCAAACUAUUCAUUGACCAGUAUUAUCCUGGUGGAACUCAUCACACUGGAACGUUUCACCAAUGCGUACGGAUUGCUGCUUCUGGUGCAGGGUGUUGCGAACCUCGUCGGUCCUCCCCUCGCAGGCUGGAUCUCUGAUCUAACAGAAUCGUACGAUUUGGCAUUCUAUUUGGCCGGCUUUUUCAUAGUCAUUUCCGGUGCACUUCUGCUGGUACUGCCCACCAUAUCGAAGGUUCGCAAAAUACUAGACAAACGAAGACGCAGCUCCGCCCUUGCCAAUGGUGGCGAUACGAUCAAACUCAACAAAAAGCAUUCUUCCGCCAGCUAUCAGCACAACAAUAAUGUCGCAAAUAAGCCGGUCGUGCUGGAUCUAAAAACGACCUACGUAAGCAAUGGCAAACGUAUCGUUACCGGCAGCGUUGACACCAAGAAUGGUUCCACACCGAAUGGUGGUCUCAAUGGCUACAAGAUGGACGACGGAGCCACGGUUUAG